Messenger RNA from Zonotrichia albicollis (white-throated sparrow), 2607 nucleotides. Lineage: Eukaryota; Metazoa; Chordata; Aves; Passeriformes; Passerellidae. The record is from RefSeq and is a predicted model, not a curated record.
GUGAUUGUGCCCAUCCUGACGAACCGGAGGAACCAUCAGGGCUGGCCACGAGUGGUGUCACAGGACAUCAUCCAUCACGUGCACAGCCUGAAAAACACUGUCUUCAAGGUUGUUGGCCAGGUGAAGGGCAAGACCUUGCUGCCUCUUCCAGCUGCCUCGGAGGGAAUCGAGAACAUUGAUCCUAAAAGUGAGAAAUUCUUGGAGCUGAUCAAUAAACCCCUUGUGCAUGCCACCGAGUCAGCCAUCAUCGAGUGGAGCCAGCAGAUCCAGAGAGUGCUGAGGAAGGAGUCCUCAGAGCCCCUCCUGCAAGGCACCAACCCCACCCCGAAGGUGGAGCUGCAGUUCUGGAGGAGCAGGUGUGCUGACCUGGAGGGCAUUCACAGACAGCUGACGUCCAGGAGGGUCAGCAACAUGCUGGAGGUGCUGGAGAGAGUGCAGAGCAUCUACGUGCCAGCCUUCCAAAGCAUGCUCGGGGAUGUGGAGGCAGCUCUGAGGGAAGCUCAGGACAUUGACCUGCACCUGACAGCCCUGCAGCAGCCCCUGGAGCGCUUGGAGGCAGCUGAGUUCAGCAAGGUGAAGCCUCUCCUGGUGCCCCUGCUGCACGUGGUGUGCUGGAUCUGGGCCAGCUGCCAGCACUACAGCGUGCCCCUGAGGCUGGUGGUGCUGCUCCAGGAGAUCUGCAACCUCCUCAUCCAGCAGGCUGUGGUGUACCUGUCCCCAGAAGAUCUGCUGAAAGGAGAGGUGGAGGAGAGCCUGGGCAAGGUGCAAACAGUGUCUGACGUCCUGAGUGCCUUCAAAGGGGCGCUGGAGGAGAGGAGGGCAAACCUGCAGGUGUACUAUGAGCCAGGCCAGCAAGUGAGGAGCUGGGACUUCCCCUCCAGGCUGGUGUUUGCAAGGCUGGACAGCUUCCUGCAGAGGCUGCACAUGGUGAAGGGCCUCCUGAGCACAGCCCUGGACCUGGCCCAGCUGGAGAAGAUUGAGUUUGGGGGCAUGAGAGGGAAGGCCCUGGGCCAGCAGGUGCUGGCCAUGCACGAGGAGUUCCAGGAGUGCUACCAGGUGUUCUCAGAGCGAGCCUACGACUGCCUGGACCUGGCCAAUGUGGAAUUUGAGCAGGAUGCCCUGGAAUUCCAGCAGAAGGUGCAGGACAUUGACCGGCGGCUGGGCACCGUGUUUGGCCAGGCCUUCAGCGACGCCCCGGGCAUGGAGCACAUCUUCAAGCUGCUGGCCAUGUUCCGGAACCUUCUGGAGCGCCCUGGGGUUGCUGCAGUUGCUGCUGACAAGAUCCCUGUCCUGCUCAGCAUGUUCAGCUCUGCCGUGGACCAGGCCAGGCUCACCUACAGCAGGCACACCCAGGCAGGGCUGCAGCUCGGGUUCCCCCCCCUGCACAAGAACGCCCCUCCCGUGGCCGGAGCGCUGGGCUGGGCGCGGGAGCUGCGUGCGCGGAUCCAGCAGCCCUUGGAGCACCUCAGGCACAUCCCAGGGCUGAACUUGGACUCUGCCCGUGGAAGACUGGUGAUGCAGAAAUAUGAAGAGAUGAUCCAGCUGCUCGACAGGUACCAGGAGAAGCUGUAUUUGGACUGGUCCCAGACAGUGUCAGAGAAAUCCCAGUACAACCUGGCCCAGCCUCUCAUCCGACGAGAGGCACAGAGCAAACUGAUCAGGGUCAAUUUUGAUCCCCAGCUGGUGGCCGUGCUCAGGGAGGUGAGCUACCUGAGGCGCAGCGGGGCAGGAGCCAUCCCCCCGGCAGCAGCUGAGCUCCAUGCCUGCAAGGAAUCCCUCUGGAAGCUGGUGGCCAGCCUGGAGCUGAUGGCCAACAGCUACAACAAGGUCCUGAGGUCCCUGCUGGAGGUGGAACAUCCUCUGGUGCAGGGGCAGCUGCAGGACAUCGACGUGAGGCUGAGAGAGGCAGAAGAAACGCUGACCUGGAAGACAGAGGGUGUCUGGGAUCACAUCUCCGGGGUGGUGAGUGAUGUCUGUGACCUGGAGCAGAGGGUGCAGAAGGCCAAGGACAACGUUGAGGAGAUCCAGAGCAUCGUGCGCUCAUGGGGAUCGCCCAUGCUGGAGAGGAGGGACCCCAAGAGGGAGGCAGUGCUGAGCCUGGAGGAGUGCCAAGAGCGCCUGGAGCGGCGCUACAGCCUGGUCAGGGAGGCUGGGCACAGGAUCCACUCCCUGGUGGAGGAAAACCAGAGCCUCCUACGUGCAGAGCCAGCCUCUGAUGCCUGGAAGGGGUAUUUGGAUUAUGUGGAUGAGAUAGUUCUGGAUGGAUUCUUCACUGCCAUUGAGUGCUCCCUGAAAUACCUCCUGGAGAACACAGACCCCAAGGCAGGGCUUGCUCCCCUCUUUGAGGUGCAGCUGGAUUUGGUGAUCCCAGAUUUGGUGUUUCGCCCUCCCUUGGACCCUGGCACCAGGGAUGGCUUCUGUGACAUGGUGGAAAGUCUUCUUCAGGGCAUCUUCCACAUCUCCUUGCUGGUGCCCCGGCUGGCUGCACACAGUGGCUUCAGUCACUACCAGGCUGCCCUGGAGGCCAUGCCCUCGCUGUGCUCGUGGCGCCAGGAGCUGCUGGGAGCUGGGCCACCAUCUCCAUGUCCCUACACCUGCAGACACUGA